AUGCAAAUUUUCGUUAAGACCUUGACCGGAAAGACCAUCACUUUGGAGGUCGAAUCCAACGACACCAUUGAGAACGUCAAGUCAAAGAUUCAAGACAAGGAAGGUAUCCCUCCAGAUCAACAAAGAUUGAUCUUUGCCGGAAAGCAAUUGGAAGAUGGUAGAACCUUGUCUGACUACAACAUUCAAAAGGAAUCCACAUUGCACUUGGUCUUGAGAUUGAGAGGAGGUGUCAUUGAACCAACCCUUCAAGCUUUGGCAAGAAAGUACAACUGCGAUAAAAAGAUUUGCCGUAGAUGUUAUGCUAGACUCCCAGCCAGAGCCACAACCUGCAGAAAGGAUAAAUGCGGUCACUGCACUGAUCUCAGAAUCAAGAAGAAGAUUAAAUAA
Naegleria lovaniensis is the source of this 387-nucleotide messenger RNA. RefSeq lists its product as uncharacterized. Gene Ontology annotation, cellular component: nucleus; ribosome; cytoplasm. Gene Ontology annotation, molecular function: ubiquitin protein ligase binding; protein tag activity; structural constituent of ribosome. The transcript has a single exon. NCBI's taxonomy places the organism in Eukaryota, Heterolobosea, Eutetramitea, Acrasida, Naegleriidae. Gene Ontology annotation, biological process: translation; protein ubiquitination; modification-dependent protein catabolic process. The record is from RefSeq and is a predicted model, not a curated record. Bases 1 to 387 code for a protein of 128 amino acids.